AUUGAAUUGACUGGAGCAAGAGUAGAAGAAAAUCUUCUAAUUGAUAAAAGUUCAGUGCACCAAAGAUUAUUAGUACAUUUUUGUGCAAAAGUUUCAAUAAAAACUUGUUUAUUUGUAAAUAAUUCAUUUCGUAGUCGAUUCAAUAAUAAACAUUUAAUAAAAUGUCGGGCAUUUCAAAUCUAUCGGCCAAUGAAAAAGGCGAAUUAAUGGAUCAGGUUAAACAACAAAUUGCCGUAGCAAAUGCACAGGAACUCUUGACGAAAAUGACUGAAAAAUGCUUCAACAAGUGCAUUAACAAACCCGGUGUAUCACUGGAUUCUUCGGAACAGAAAUGCAUUUCCAUGUGCAUGGAUCGGUUUAUGGACUCUUGGAAUUUAGUAUCACGUACUUAUGGCAGUCGUUUGCAGCGCGAACAAAAUAAAAACUAGAAUAAAACCUAAAUCCUACUUAAAUCCCUAAAACCUAAAUAGACCAUUAUUUUGUUGAUUGUUUUUUAAGAAUAUUUUACCUAUAUACAACAUAAAAAACAAACAAUUUUGUUUAGUUAAACAAAUAUUUUAAACAACUCAGAAAGUUUUACUACUAACGAUUUCUGAUUUAAUGCCAAUGACUUUAAGACAUUUCACAAAUAUAAAAGUUUAACGAAAUAAAUGUAUAAAAACAAAAAUUAAAAAAGAAA
Calliphora vicina (urban bluebottle blowfly) is the source of this 679-nucleotide messenger RNA. Its product is annotated as mitochondrial import inner membrane translocase subunit Tim13-like. The transcript is spliced from 3 exons. Lineage: Eukaryota; Metazoa; Arthropoda; Insecta; Diptera; Calliphoridae. The record is from RefSeq and is a predicted model, not a curated record. Bases 162 to 428 code for a protein of 88 amino acids.